Sitophilus oryzae (rice weevil) is the source of this 625-nucleotide messenger RNA. RefSeq lists its product as uncharacterized. Lineage: Eukaryota; Metazoa; Arthropoda; Insecta; Coleoptera; Curculionidae. The transcript has 3 exons. Bases 131 to 625 code for a protein of 164 amino acids. The record is from RefSeq and is a predicted model, not a curated record.
ACAUUACCUAAAAAAACAUUUUAUUCUAGCUGAAAAAUGUCCAAAGAUUCGUGACCGUUUCGUGAAAGAAAAAAAUAAAUGUACUUCGGGGUCUGGGGCCUCAGAUUCCAAUUGGGUGUAUUUUCCUCAUAUGCUAUUUUAUGAAAAAUAUACAAGAUCCAGAAAAACAUUUACAAGUACUAAACUGAAAACCACAUCUACUUCGAUGCAGCCCCAGCCAUCCACCUCUGCACAGAGCAGUAGUCGAUCAAACUCUGCCUGCUCUGUGUGGUCAACCACUCUAGAGAACCAAAUAUUCUCUCCAGAGAGUGCAGAGAUUGAGCUGGAGGAUGAAUUAUCAGUAUUGAUAGCCAGAGAACAACCUCAAAAGGAACCAGAAAUUGCCAUUCUAAACACCCCUAGCUCGUCAAAUCCUAAAGCUGGAAAAAGAAAGGGAAGGGAAGGGGGCGAAUUUUUAAAUGUAGCGAAGAAAAUUUGCGAAACAUUAGAUACCCAGAGGGCCAAAGCAUCCGAGCAAAAGGAUGCUAAUAGAACUUUUACUGAGUAUGCCUACUCGAGGCUGGCUGAAAUGCCAGCAGAUGAAGUGAAAAAAAAGGAGAAAAAUGUUAUUAAUUUUAGAGCAUGA